GCUGGUUUGAUUUUUGCGCGCUCCAUUCGUGCGCUCUGCAGUUGCGUUCGUGCGCUUUUUGAAAAUAGUUACAAGAUGUUCAUCGAAGUGAGUAGAACGCCGGAGCGGGUAAUUGGACAAGCAGUGGUUGUGUGCUAGCCCCACAAUAACAACAAGAAGAAGAAUAAGAAACAGAAGAAGCAGAUGAAAACAGUGCAGUGAACAUCAUUCAUUCAAUUGAACAAACCGAGCUAAGCUGAACGGAACUAAAACACAUGUGAACGGAUAGUAACUACACGUACUCGUAUGCAAGCUUAUUGCAUCGGCAAAACAAAUACCAGUUCAUAUAUAAAUAAAUACAUACAUACUACGCAUAUGUACAAUUAAAGCUACAUAAUCAUAUUAACGCACAUAUAAGUACGAACAUGUACAUUUUUUGCAUAUGGUCAAGCUCAGUUUGAAAUUCCUCGAGCUCUGCCUCCUCCGCAUUAUCAGCAGCGCAGGCGGCGCGCGUGUUCGUGCAACGAAGUGCCAAAAAAAUUCAGAAUUUCCUAUAAAGCCAUUAAUACAUACAAAUUUAUAAGUAUGUGUAUGUAGGCACAUGAAGUAUAUAAAGUGCAUUUCCUUCAACGCGCCACAACUAUUGCAACAAUUGCUAUUUCCCCCCGACUGUGCGUGGUAUUUAAAACGUGCUGACCGUUGCCUCUUGGCUUUUCCCUAAAAGAAAAUUCAUCUAAAAAUAAAAUAGACCAAAAACUAAACGCGAAACAAAAGAAUCGCAGCACUAUUGACGAGCUCUCGUUGUUAAAAUUAUAAAAAUACCAAAAGCAAAGGGUAAGACUCGGGGAGCCGAACCAAAAAAGUGCGUGUUGUGGCAUUUUCCACGUUCAAAUUUUUUAGACGAAACCAAGAAAAUGUGCCAAAAAUAAACCUCCAAGUGCCGUUGCGGCUGCAUUUCUCUUUUCCGCUAAAUAAAACACAAAGUGUAAUCUGUGGAUGCAUACAUUUAAAUAAUAUGCAAAAAUUCCAAAUCAAAAAGUGCAAUAGUUUCGGCGGUGCUGCAGUGAUUCGAGUGCAAAUGACCCGAAAAUAAAUAAAUAUAGUAAAAAAAUAAUAAUGCCAAAAUUUUGUUCCUUUUGUUGAUGUACAUAUAUACAUACACAUAUAUUUUGAAAAUACACACACAAGUGUGUGCGCAUUGAAAUUGUUCAAAUAUAAACAAACAAUGAGUGUUUGAUGCAGUCGACGAUAUUUCUGAAGAGUCUCUUUUUUUUGGCCUUCUCGUCAACACUUUUCUACUUGCAAGCCAUGUACAUUAUUUUCUUGGAUACCAACACAUAAGAAGAGUUUUCAUUUCGAUCUGCAUCCGAAGAGUAACCUUGAAUAUAGCAAAAUUGUUUACGUCACAUUUGGAAUAUUUGCGAUUUGGAUACGAAACGCUCUCCUUGGGAUCAAUCAGAAAGUUGACAUGCCCUCAGCUAACGGAACUCCUUACAUAUCGUAACCCCUUAACUUGGCUCAGCCAUUGUUGCUGCCAUGGACCUACCCUCGAUGGUGCAACGCUCCGGCGACACUCUGAUCGUGCGUAGUGUAGUUAGCGGCAACCAACUGUACAUGGACCAAUCCAACCACAGCAGCAGCAGCAACAACAACAACAGUGGCAGCAGCAACAACAGUGCUAGCAACAAAGCAUCGCCACCGGCCACAGGGCUUGCAACAGCCGCGAGCAGCGUGCUGGAGCAACAACUGGAGCGCUUUCGCAUUCAACAGCUGCUGCAACAACAGCAGCAGCAGCAGGCAGCCGCCGCCGUGGCCGUUGUAAACACCGUGCAGCAGCAACAGCAGCAGCAACAGCAGCAGCAGCAGCAACAACAACAACAACAACAACGUCUAGCUAUGGACGCCAAGGAGGAGGGUCUGCCGCAGUGUAAGAUCAAGCGCAACUACAGCUGCAACCAUUGCGCCUACUUCACCCAGAACCCACGCUACCAUCUGACCCACCUACGAGACGUGCAUGGCGAGAAAAUAGUCAUCAACAAAUGCAAGCUGUGCCUGUACGCCUCCCGCCACUUCCAGAAGCUUGUGCGACACAUGAAAAUGGUGCACGGAUGCACCGACGGCAUACCCAGCGGGCACGGGCAGGCACGUGGCAAGCGUGGCAUGAGCCGAGAGGCACGCAAGCGACGCCUUGAGGAGAGCGUUGGUGUAAUGAGCGGCCAGGUUACUGCCAGCGGCCUGUCCGUGCCCACACUGGAGCAAGUGAAGCGGGAACUGCAGCUUCAGGAACAGAAGCUGCAUCGCGACAUCGAGGCAUUUAAUCAGCGCCAGCGCGAGGAGCAGCAACAGCAAUUGGCCACCAGUGCCAGUCUCUUCGUGAGCAGCUACGAGCAGCAGCUACAGCUGCAAGCUUUGCGUGAGUUUGAGGCACGUGAGACUUAUGAGCGUGAUGCGCAGCAAUCGCCAUCAGCAGAGAACAAUAGCCACAACAACAGCAACAGCGAUGUGGUUGCAAACAGCUACCUGACACAUCCAACCGUGGAGCUCGCUACACCGUCGCCGAGCGGCUCGGCCACUCCACCUUCCGCUUCCGACACGCCACAGCCCGUAUCAGCCCAUGCCGGUGCUAACUACGAAGAACCACUGAAUCGCCUGCUGAAGUGCAGCGUGUGCGACUUCACGACCAUGUACCGUGCUCAGCUCGUGGAUCAUGAGCUGGAGGUGCACCACAAGACCAAGUUUUUCCGCUGCGACAAGUGCAGCUACGUAACGCACAUCAAGGCGCGGUUUAGCAAGCACGUCAAGUACCACUCCAUGCCGAUGAUCAAAUGUGUGACCUGCGACUUCCGCACGCCCUACAAGUGGAACCUUGACCGUCACAUGAAGAACCACGGUGGUGCGGGGCCCUUUAAAUGUGCUGCCUGUGACUUCACGGCAGACAUCAAGCAGUCCCUGACAGUACACGAAAUGAAUCACCAUGUGCCGCCUGUUGGUAAUGCAGCAGGCAUAUCCUUGUCACGGCGCCGCAACAAGGUAGGCGGCACUGAUCUAUGCGAUGACUUUCUCAGUGAUUCGGCUGAGCUGGAAGAUCAGUACAACAACAACAACCUGGAUGAGGAAUAUGAUGAUGUGGGGCUCAGUGCCGAGCACUACGGCAAGCGUGGAAAAUUCGACGAGGAAGAGCCCACGGAUCUGUCACAGAAAGGAGGCUCGUCGGACACCUCUAGUGUGGGUACGAGCACACCGCGGGCUAAGCGACCGGUUCCCAAUCUCAUACCCAUCACAAAGGGCUCCAAAGACGUGCUUAAUCUCUCUAGAGAUACAAACGCAUCGCGCAGCUCUCUUACGGAAAUAGCAUCAAUGUUUUUCAAUGAUAAGCAAAUAACCGAGAUGCUUGACAAGUCGGACGUACCACAGCUAUCCCCAACUACGACUAUUACUUCUCACACAUCCAGUCAUUCGCGCAGUCUGCUUGCAAAGAAAUCCAGCGGAAGCUUCUUCGAAAAGCUGAAGACCAGCGGUGCACAGCACGAGAAUCUCAUGUGCCCAUGCGGCCAUGUGGCUAAGUGCCUAUCCGAGUCCAUUAUACACGGAAAAUCCUGCAAUGCAUCUGUAGUCAUCAAUGAUGAUCUAAAUGAUGAGGAACACGAGGACGAUGCCGAUGGGCGUCUUGAAAUAGACGAGGACGAUGAGGAUCGGCAGUCACACUCGGCAUUGAACCUAAGCGUAUCGGGAUCCACGCGUUGCCAACACUGUCGACACCGCUGCAAGUCCUCCACGGACCUCCUGCACCACCUUUCUCAAUGUGCAGAGGCGAUUCGCUGCGCCAACGAGAUGUACGAUUCCAAUUCGGGCGAGAGUGGGGAGCGCACGGAUCCCAAAUUGCUGCGUCAGCAGGCUGAAGUGCAACAGCAACGUGUCUGCAUUUGGAACAAGGCGGCAAAAGAGAUUACUGCUGCAGUUCAUAAUAGUGCGGACAAAACCAGUGCCGGGUCGAACAAGUCCAUAGUUGGCACUUCUGGCAGUGCCAAUCAGUUAGCAGGUCCUAAUGAAGAAAACAGCUACUACGGCGUGGAAACAGCACCGGGCUACGGCGAGGUAACCAAAAAGAUGACGGCUGAGGAAGAAGCUGCCAACUCGUCACUGAAGAAGGUGUACAAAUGCCCGCACUGCUCCUUCUGGGCUUCCACCGCUUCACGCUUUCACGUUCACAUCGUGGGUCAUCUCAACAAGAAGCCCUUCGAGUGCUCGCUCUGUUCCUAUCGCUCCAACUGGCGCUGGGACAUCACCAAGCACAUACGCCUAAAAACCAUUCGUGAUCCCUCGCAUAAGUCGGCCAAGGUACUGAUGAACGACGAGACCGGAAGACGCAACUACACCAAGUACAAUAAGUACAUCACACUGAUGAAAGUCACCGAAGAAGAUGGCGAUCCAAAGCUUAUGAAGUCGGGUGAGAUGACACCGAACCAGGUCGCAUCUCUAGCCUUCUUGAAGGACUAUAACAAGGUGCCUAGCAAUCAGGACAUCACCUUGGAGGCGGUCUCCACGAGCAAAGUAAACGCUCUGGAUGAUCCCCACUUGGCAGAUAAUCUCAUUCGCAUACCACUCCUGGCCACCAUGAUGAACGCAGCCAUGGCCCAGCAACAACACCAGCAACAUCAACAACAAAAGGAGCAGCAGGACCAAGGCCAUGCCCAUGCAAUGAUCACACCUUCAGUGACCAUUUCUCCGGUGAAGCGGACAGCUAGCUCAUCGUCCUGCAAGCCAACCGACGAUCUCAUUACUGAGGUCCAUCAGGAGGGCAAUGAAAAGAAGACCUUCUACAGAUGCCGUAAAUGCAACUUCAGACACAACAACCGUGACGCUGUACUGGCACACGUGAAGAUUCACUACCAGGAUCCCAACCAGCCCAUUGUCACCGCCACCAUGAACAGCUCGUCUAAGUCACCGCUGCAGGUCUCGGUUAAUUCAAAUCCACAACUCUACAUGAACAAAGUAUUCGCAGCAAUGUGCCUAUCCCAACCCUCGCCUACGGCUAGCGGCUCUGUGCCCGUCGGGCCUGGCACCGCCGCUAUCAGCAACAACAACCAACAUUCCAUAAUAUCCGCUGGUCUGCUGCAACGCGCCAUUCAGGAGGCCCAGCAUUCACCUACACCCAACGCCAGCGCUCUCAGUGGCCUGGCGCUCGCUCUAGCCGGCAACAAGUGUACCAGCCAUGCGACCAGUGCCUCCACAGCCCCACCAAAAGCCAGUGCCGCCUCCAUUUUAGAGCACGGUGAGCAGAAAGCGAGUCAAAACGAGGCAAGUGCCGACAGUCUGACGUCGCCCAGUACCACAUCAGCAGCAGCAUCUUCGUCGUCCUUUGCGACGAUGUCGCUGCAAGAUCUGCUGACCUCACCACGUGCUUCUGGCACUAAACACAGUCACAACAACAGCAACUACGGUGCGGGUGCUACAUCAUCAACAGCCACAGCCACAACAUCAGCCACCAGUGUCCAAACUAAUUUUAAUGCUAAUAAUAACUCGGUUAUGGGUUCCGGAUACAAUGCAGACCACAAGCUGCCGCCGCCAAGCACCGUCGCGUCCGUCGCAAUUACCAAUUCGAACACAAUACCCACCAACACCACCAAUAUGUCGCCUAUUCCAGUAACUACCACUUCUAUUCCUACUUCUUUUCCAAACCUAACUAGUGCAAGUUCUUUGCUACAUAAUCCGGGUAAUGAUAACCACUCAUCCCACUCCGACACUCACAGCCAACGCCAGAGCCAGCCCCAAGGUGCUGCCAAUGGCGUUGGUCUUCUCAUUGACGCUGGUGAUGGUUGCUUUACGGGCAAUGUUGUAACCUCCUCGCAUACUAAUCCCAACUGUAAUAGUACAACACCAAGUGUCGCGGUCGGGGCCAUUACUAAGAACACAUCUAUGUUGACAUCGUCGUCGUCAUCCUCGCCAUCGUCGGCGUCAUCGUCGUCGCUAUUGUUGUCUUCGUCUUCGGCCUCGGCAUCCUCAUCAGCAUCGAACGCGUCUGCCUCGCCGCACUCGCCGCCGCCCUCGUUUAUGCAUGCCUCGCAGGCAUCGCGCUUCCAUAGCCAUAGUCCAAGUAGUACAAGUUUGUUAACGGUGAACGAUGGCGAUCGACGCGAUCCGUCGCCAUAUCGUUGUGGCCACUGCCAUCAGGUGUCGAAUUGGAAACAUGUCAUUCAGCGGCACUGUCGCUUAAAGCAUUCCGGGGAUAUUCGGAUCGAGACCCUUGAGCGCAACUCAAAUGCCAGCAACGCCGCGCCAGUUUAUCGACCUCUUGGCGCCGGGGCGACAAACGAGUCCCACAGCACCAACAACAACAACAACACCAAUAGCAGCAGCAGCAACAACAACAAUAAUACGAAAGUAUCUCUCGGCUCCAGCAACACCAAAAACAAUACAGCCCUCCUGAUGAGCAGCAAGCAGCUCGAACAACUCCUGCACUCGCCCCUAUCGGCCAGCGCGGCCGCCGUUGUAAACGCGGCGAACACGCAGCAGGAUCUGCAAGCGGCCGCUGUGUACUGGGCAGCUGCUUGUAAGGCGGUCAACGCUGUGGCCAAUGGCACCUCCAGCCUCAGUCCAGAGGAGAUGCUGCAGCUUCAGCAGAACGAUCAGAUCGAAAUCACGCGCUUGUCGUCAUCAACGGGCAGCAACCUGACGCUGCUACUGGACCAGCAACAACAUGCAACUAAUGCCAACAGCAACAAUAACAACAACAGCAACACGAAGAGCAAGCAGCAGAAGUGUCCGGUGUGCCCCUACAUUUCGGAGAGCAAGUCCCAGAUGAACUAUCACGUCUCACUUCAUAAACCCACCCAGUAUGAGUGCAGGCUCUGCAGCUUUGUUUGCGCCAAGAAGCAACACCUGAGCAGCCACAUGCGGAGCGUGCAUCAGCAACAUCAGCAGCAGCAGCAACAACAACAACAACUGGUAGCCACAGAGUCUAUGGGACUGGACUUUAGUAUGGCACUGCAACUGGCCGCAGCCGCAACUCAGGCCCAAAAGGAUGUGGUCGGCAUUCCUUUGGCUAUGGAUUUGAGCCACCUGAACUUAGACGCGCAAAAGCCUAGCGACGAACUGCCACCGGAAUAUCAAUACAAACUCAUCAGCUACUGCCCCAAAUGCCCAGCUCGCUUCGCCCAGAAGCACAACGAGAAAAGUGACACCAGACAGGCAUUAUCCCAGCACCUGCAGGCCCAUAGCCCGAGUGAGCUAGACGCCGAGGAGGUCUACGUUUGUGCCUUCUGCGAGUAUCACGCCAGUGCUGAGACUAUGCUGCAGCUUCACAGAGCCGUCCAUAUGUCGCAUUACCAGGAGAAGUGCCAGCAACUGUACAAGAACUGCAAGGAAGACGCCGAGUAUCCGGCGCCAAAGCUCCUUCAGAUCAACGACACCAGCAACAAGGAGCUACCUGAGACUAUUUGGGUGGUGGACAACGAGCUGAGCGCGCAGCUGCUGAAGCAGAAUGUGAACGUCAGCUCCUCAUCGACUCCAGCAACAGCAGCGGCUGGUGGCAGCUACGAUAGCAACAACUCCCUUCUCAAAAAGCAGCUAGAGUCCGGUGGUGGUGGUGGUGGUGUUGCUCAACUGUCUCGCGAUCAAGCUCUGUCCAAGCCCCAGUGCGACGAGGAUGAGCUCAAUAGCACCUCCACACCCUCGACAAGCGCCUCUGUCGCCACCAGCGACCUGGCUGCAGACGCCAGCAGCGAAGUGGGCUCCAUGGACAUGCCCCAAUCGGCGCCGGCACCAGAGCGCUGCUUACACUGUCCAUACGAAACGGACGAGCAUGAAGCACUGCGGCAGCACAUGCAAAAGCAUGCAUAUGUCUCGCAACCGCCAGCAGAUGCCCACAAAUGCGCCCAUUGCGACUACAGCGAUGUGGACAUGGCGCACAUCGAGGCUCACACGGCCGUCCACUUCAACGCCAGCGAGAAGCUCAAGUCCGUGGAGUUCUUCACGUGCUACGACAACCUGGAGAUCAGCGUGGAGCGGGAGCCGGAGCAAGAAGACGAGGAUAUGGCGACGCAGGGCAAGCAGGAGGAGGAGCAUAACAACAAUCAGGACAACGUCGUCAAUGCGAAUGUGCAGCGACUCCACGAAUUGGAGAAGGCUGCAGAGCAUGCGCAAGAAAAGAAAGCCAGCACUAAGAUUAUUCUCUACAAAAAUGAAGGGACUUUAAGUGUGAAGCCUCCUGAUGAUGGCGCAACAAACCAGCGGAGCGAGAACAUCAGUGAUCGCCUGCGCCGCCGUAUCCUACGCGGUACUCCUCAAUCCUCAAGCACAGCUCCGCCCCAACCGGCCGAGGAUCAGGAGAUGCCCGACAAAAUGAUUCUGGUUAAUGCUAAGACGGGCAAAGUAAUAUGCAGAAAAUAGGCGUAUGCUUCGCUGUAUAUUAAGCCGACAAACACAAAUACAUUUAUACAAGUGUAUAUUAUUGUUAAACCCACAUCAGACAUUCGAGAAUUGUUGCCAGCCCUUUGCACAAAAGACUCAUUUGACCAGUCUGAAGAAUCAAGAGACAUAUAAUUCUGCCAAUUGUGUAGACAAUUUUAUUUAACUCUAACAGUGCAAAGGUUUGGCAACAAAUCUGCUUACUUCUGUUCUGAUUUCUUUAUUUAUUAAUUACUUAGUUGUUUUUUGAUUUCGUAUGUAUGAGUUUUCUACCUAAUUGCAAACCGUUAUUAUGUUGUUGUUUUCUUUUUUGGGUAGGUAUUUAAUUUAAGGCACCCACGUUUUAUUGUUACUAAUACCACACACUCACAGAAACACACACACACACGUAUAUAUAUAUAUAUAUUUCUAUAUAUAUAUAUAUGGAACACGAAACCGACCAUGUUCCUGCACUUAGAAAUUUGUCCUAGAUUAUAAUUUUGUUUUAGCUUAGAUGUACAUUUGUUUUAACUUAUGAUAUAAAGAGGGUGCAGCAUAUGAUUUACUAAAACUAAACAACAUAUACGAUACACGAAGAGAUAUUAUACAUUGAGAAGCUUGCACAAAACAUCUCACCCGAGCCUAAUAGUGCAUAACUAAAUGUAUUGCAAACAUAUUUUGCCUACGAGCAUAAAGAAUUGCUGACGCAUGUCCGCAUGUUCGGCAUGUCUUGCACAUAGUUUGUACAUACAUACAUAUAAAUAAAUAAAUAUAUUUGCAUACAUACAGACCUACAUGGAUAUGUAGGCGUUAAGCACCAGCCAAAAUUCCAAUGAGUUUCAAAAAAUCAUUUAUAGAAUACACAUCAAAAAUUCAAAAUUAACUCUUGCUAAUCGACAAAUUUUGUUUUUGAAUGGGAACUGUGAUUAUUGAUAUGAUAAACUAUUGUAAAUGCAACAUCAUUAAAUGAAUAUGGUACUUUAUACAUGCUAUAUAAAUAUUUAAUUAAAUAAUUUUAAAACUUAUGUAUUACACCUAAACAGGCUUGUUUUACAACAGCAAAACAAUAUUAUCAUUAACAAAGUAAAUGAAAAGAGCACAUGUGGAAUAGCGGGGCCAUAUUUAAAUAAAUAAAGUAGUAAAAGUAUACAAGAACAGUUAAUUGAAAAUCGCCUUUGUAUACAUAUUAAAACAGUCUCUAAAAUUAAACUACAAUUAAAUAGUUUACAGAUUUAGUUGUUUACUACGCACAUACACAUUUGCAAACUACAAACUUUCAAACAAAAAUGUACAAAACAAUUGUUAAUAAAGAAACGAAAUAAACAUACAGUGAAUUGUAUUUAAAAUUUC
Molecule: messenger RNA, 9714 nt
Organism: Scaptodrosophila lebanonensis
Lineage: Eukaryota; Metazoa; Arthropoda; Insecta; Diptera; Drosophilidae
Exons: 8
Coding region: 1516-8367 (2283 amino acids)
Biological process (GO): regulation of gene expression
Cellular component (GO): nucleus
Source: RefSeq, a predicted model, not a curated record